GAACAAGAUGGGAGGAUCGAGCUCCAAAAAUACCCCAUUGGACUGUUUUCUCACUAACUUUAAAUUGGCUUUUUUCCCUGAGCAGGAAGAUAAAUAUGGAAUGAAGUUUUCUCGAGGGAAACUCCGAACCCUCUGCAACUUGGAGUGGCCCGCCUUCGGAGUGGGCUGGCCAGCUGAAGGUUCUUUCGAACCAAGACUUUGUCGGGCAGUCUGGGCAAAGGUCACUGAGCACCCUGGCCACCCCGACCAAUUCCCUUAUAUUAACAUCUGGGCCCAGGCCUGUGAAGAACCUCUGGCGUGGCUGCAGCACUGCUCCCUGCGCACCAGUUCUCGUAUUCUGGUAAUGGUACCACAUGGGGUAAAGUCCGCAAAGCGGCAGGCACCCAGGCCGGUGUCCUCCCAGGAGCCGGACCCGUUAGAGCCUGCUGACCCCGGGUUAAGACCCCUCCGUAUGCAGAACCAUCCCCUGGGGAGGCAGAAGUUGAGUCCAUCUACCCAUCUCCCUGGAAAGAAGGGGAGAUCCCGGAUUCCACCACCUCUCCUUCCCAUACCGAAGGGCUCUGCUUAUGGGCCCACGGAGGCGCCCCAGGAGAGACCGGACCCGGUCCCUGUGCUCCCAUUGAGAGAAAUAGAACAAGGUCAUUAUGUGUACAUUCCUUUCUCUACAAGUGAUUUAUAUAACUGGAAGCACCAGAAUCCCCCAUUCUCUGAGAAGCCGCAAGCCCUAAUCUCCCUCCUCAAGUCUAUGUUUAAUACCCAUGACCCCACCUGGGAUGAUUGUCAGCAACUUUUACAGGCUCUGUUCACAUUCGAGGACCGAGAAAGAAUUAGAAGACACGCUAUUCGGUCAGUGCUGGGGGAGCUGAGGGGCUUGUUGAUGACCAACAACAACAGGCCCGAGUUGAAGCACAACUCCCCAUCUCCCGUCCCAAAUGGGAAUCGAAUUCCACUGGAGGUAGGGAAGCUCUUCGCAACUACCGUCAGCAUCUCCUGGCCGGCCUUAGGGGAGCCGCUCGCAAGCCUACCAAUUUGAACAAAGUAAGUGAGUUCCUACAAGGGCCUGAGGAAUCCCCCUCUGCCUUCCUGGAACAUUUACUGGAGGCGCACCGCACAUACACUCCAAUUGACCCAGACGCUCCAGUGAACAGGCAGGCAAUCAAUCUGGCUUUUGUAACUCAGUCGGCCCCAGAUAUUCGGAAAAAAUUACAGAGAAUUGAGGGCUUUGAAGGAGAGAAUAGGGAAAAAUUGAUAAGUGUAGCAGUGAAGGUGUUCACAAACAGGGAUCCACCCGAAGAUAGAAUAACUAAAAAGAUGGCAAGGGCAAAUAUAAUGAUGAUGGCGGAAGAGGGUUUUAUACAGAAGGGGAGAAAAAUGAAAUGGGGAAAUAAGAAGAAUUUAAACUAAUCGGAGAAGAAGAAAAUUCUCCAGAACAGGACUUGCAGGAGGUAAACAGCCGGGUGGAGGUAAACAGUUGGGAGACCAUCCACCCGAUGGUACCGAACCCCUACACACUGCUGAGCCUCAUUCCGCCUGCACAUGUAUGGUAUUCAGUUCUUGAUCUCAAAGAUGCAUUUUUCAGCCUGCCCCUGGCACCGGUGAGCCAGCCACUCUUUGCAUUUGAAUGGACAGACCUGGACACUGGAACUACUGGACAAUUGACAUGGACUCGAUUGCCACAAGGCUUUAAGAACUCCCCCACACUGUUCGGGGAGGCUCUCAGCAGAGAUCUACAACAGCCACCGAGGGACUCCUGGAGGCCCUACAAGGUCUGGGAUAUCUAGUGUCCUCGAAGAAAGCCCAGCUCUGCAAAACCAAGGUAACUUACUUGGGUUAUGUUCUUGAAAAAGGAAAAAGAAAGUUAGCUGAAUCCAGGG
Fukomys damarensis (Damara mole-rat) is the source of this 1874-nucleotide messenger RNA. RefSeq lists its product as uncharacterized. The record is from RefSeq and is a predicted model, not a curated record. Bases 8 to 1033 code for a protein of 341 amino acids. Lineage: Eukaryota; Metazoa; Chordata; Mammalia; Rodentia; Bathyergidae. The transcript has 2 exons. Gene Ontology annotation, biological process: virion assembly.